Fibroporia radiculosa is the source of this 1023-nucleotide messenger RNA. RefSeq lists its product as uncharacterized. Gene Ontology annotation, cellular component: cytoplasm; cytosol. The record is from RefSeq and is a predicted model, not a curated record. Gene Ontology annotation, molecular function: fructose 1,6-bisphosphate 1-phosphatase activity. Gene Ontology annotation, biological process: gluconeogenesis; sucrose biosynthetic process; fructose 6-phosphate metabolic process. The transcript has 7 exons. NCBI's taxonomy places the organism in Eukaryota, Fungi, Basidiomycota, Agaricomycetes, Polyporales, Fibroporiaceae. Bases 1 to 1023 code for a protein of 340 amino acids.
AUGUCUGGAGAGGAGCUUCCGAGCACCGAUAUUAUCACCCUCACUCGCCAUGUUUUGAGCGAUCAGUUCCGUGCUGGGGCUGUAGCGACAGGCGAUCUCACACUUUUACUCACAGCUAUCCAGACGACAUCGAAAUUCAUCGCGACUAAUGUACGAAAGGCGCGCCUCAUCAAUCUCGUUGGUUUAGCAGGUGAAACCAACGUCCAAGGCGAGGAGCAGAAGAAGCUCGAUGUCCUCUCCAACGACAUCAUGAUCAAUUCACUCCGUGCAUCUGGGAAGACGGCGGUUCUCGUCUCUGAGGAGCUUGAGGAGGCUGUUAUUAUUGAGGACAAGUACAAGGGGAACUACUGCGUUGUGUUCGAUCCUUUGGACGGCAGCAGCAACAUUGAUGCUGGCGUUAAUAUUGGGACUAUUUUUGGAAUUUACCGCAUCAAGCCUGGGUCGAAAGGGACCAUCGAGGACGUACUUAGACCAGGAAGUGAAAUGGUUGCGGCCGGUUACACGAUGUAUGGGUCCUCAGCAAAUUUAGUGCUCACUACUGGCAAUGGUGUCAACGGCUAUACGCUUGACGCGGCUCUUGGAGAAUUCAUAUUAACUCACCCAGAUAUUAGGAUUCCUCCGCGCGGAAAAAUCUACUCCUUCAACGAGGGAAACGCAAUGUACUUCCACCCCCCGGUCGUCAAUUAUUUGAACAGUCUCAAAUUUCCACCAUCGGGUAAGUCGCCUUAUAGCGCAAGAUAUAUCGGAUCCAUGGUCGCGGACGUGCAUCGCACGCUACUCUAUGGUGGAAUCUUUGGCUACCCUGAUGACAAGAAGUCAAAGAGCGGGAAGCUGCGUCUGCUGUAUGAGGCAUUCCCUAUGGCCUUCUUGACUGAGCAGGCUGGAGGACUCGCCACCACGGGUACAAAGCGCAUCCUUGACAUUGUCCCGACCAGUAUUCACCAACGGUGCCCUGUGUUCCUGGGAAGCAGGGACGAUGUGCAAGAUGUUCUCAAAUUCUACAAGGGAGGUGGCGGAGCCUGA